Molecule: messenger RNA, 387 nt
Organism: Dibothriocephalus latus
Lineage: Eukaryota; Metazoa; Platyhelminthes; Cestoda; Diphyllobothriidea; Diphyllobothriidae
Source: the annotation of a GenBank genome assembly
AUGGAGACUGUCAAUGUUACUGACUUAGACCUUAUCUCUUUGUAUUCGUCACAGGAUCUGGCCAAGGCUGUCGCCAAGCAGUGUGUCGUCUUCAACUGUUCCGAUGGUCUGGACUACAGGGCAAUGGGCAAGUUCUUCAAGGGUCUGGCUCAGGCUGGUGCUUGGGCCUGCUUCGACGAAUUCAAUCGAAUCGAGCUGGAGGUGUUAUCUGUGGUGGCCCAGCAAAUUCUCUGCAUUCAGAUUGCUAUUGCACAAGGGCUGAAGCGCUUUGUUUUUGAGGGAACCGAGCUAUCCCUGAAUCCUACCUGCACCAUGUUCAUCACCAUGAAUCCGGGUUACGCCGGUCGACAGGAGUUGCCUGACAACUUAAAGGUACACUGUGAAUGA